Messenger RNA from Nannospalax galili (Upper Galilee mountains blind mole rat), 2546 nucleotides. RefSeq names its product REST corepressor 2 (gene Rcor2). Bases 115 to 1989 code for a protein of 624 amino acids. Gene Ontology annotation, cellular component: histone deacetylase complex; transcription regulator complex. Gene Ontology annotation, molecular function: transcription corepressor activity. The record is from RefSeq and is a predicted model, not a curated record. Gene Ontology annotation, biological process: regulation of transcription by RNA polymerase II; negative regulation of DNA-templated transcription. The transcript has 14 exons. Lineage: Eukaryota; Metazoa; Chordata; Mammalia; Rodentia; Spalacidae.
GUGGCCCGACAGUGCUGGAGUCGGGUGGGGUCGCGCCUGACUCUGCCGGCCACAAGCUGGGAGCCCCCAGGAACAGGCGGACCCAGCCAGAGUGGCCGAUGAAGGGAGAGGAGGAUGCGAAUGCAGGCUCGGCUCGAUCUGGGCACAGCGUGGUGUGCCCGGGUAGAGGUGUGUCCAGGAGUCCGGGGCUCCUCCUGGGACGGACAGCGGGCGGGGGCUUCGGCCUGUGUGCACUGCAGCACGUGCCCCGGGCGGCGGGGACAGGCACCGGUGCAGCUCACAGGCUCUGAGCCGCUGCCGCCUCAGUGGCGACCUCUCCAGGCCGGGCCGGGCACCGCACGCGAGGCGAGCGCGGCAACCACAGACGCUCUCCAAAGGCUUCCGCGCCCCCCGGGGCACCCGGGCGGGGUAAUGCCCUCGGUGAUGGAGAAGCCCACUGCGGGCUCCGGGAUCCUGUCCCGAAGCCGGGCCAAGACGGCGCCCAACGGCGGACAGACGCACUCGGAGGAUGACAGCAGCGAGGAGGAGCACUCGCACGACAGCAUGAUCCGCGUUGGAACCAAUUACCAGGCAGUAAUUCCGGAGUGCAAGCCUGAGAGCCCUGCGCGCUACAGCAACAAGGAGCUGAAGGGAAUGCUGGUGUGGUCGCCCAACCACUGUGUGUCAGAUGCCAAGCUUGACAAGUACAUUGCAAUGGCCAAGGAAAAGCAUGGUUACAACAUUGAGCAGGCGCUGGGCAUGCUUCUGUGGCAUAAACACGACGUGGAGAAGUCACUGGCGGAUUUAGCCAACUUCACCCCUUUCCCUGACGAGUGGACGGUGGAGGACAAGGUGCUAUUUGAACAAGCCUUUGGAUUCCAUGGCAAGUGCUUCCAGAGGAUCCAGCAGAUGCUACCGGACAAGCUGAUUCCAAGCCUAGUGAAAUAUUACUACUCUUGGAAGAAGACACGCAGCCGGACUAGUGUGAUGGACAGGCAGGCACGGCGGCUGGGUGGCCGGAAGGACAAAGAAGACAGUGAUGAGCUUGAAGAGGGACGAGGAACCGUGAGCGAGGGAGAGCCAGAUGCUGGAGACCCCAAGAGAGAGCCUCUGCCAUCUCGGCCUCUGAAUGCUCGGCCAGGUCCUGGGAAGAAGGAGAUCCAGGUGUCUCAGUACCGCCACCACCCACUGCGAACUCGGAGACGCCCACCCAAGGGCAUGUACCUGAGUCCUGAGGGCCUCACUGCAGUGUCAGGAAGCCCAGACCUUGCCAACCUCACACUCCGAGGUCUCGACUCACAGCUCAUCUCCCUUAAGCGACAGGUACAAAGCAUGAAGCAGACCAAUAGCAGCCUCCGCCAAGCACUAGAGGGUGGUAUCGAUCCACUCCGCCCCCCUGAGGCCAAUACCAAGUUCAACUCCCGCUGGACCACAGAUGAGCAGCUUUUGGCUGUACAAGCCAUCCGUAGAUAUGGCAAAGACUUUGGGGCUAUUGCAGAGGUGAUUGGGAACAAGACUCUGACGCAAGUGAAGACCUUCUUCGUGAGUUACCGACGCCGAUUCAACCUGGAAGAGGUGCUGCAGGAAUGGGAGGCUGAGCAGGAUGGGACCCCUGCGGCCCCAGUCCCCAUGGAGGAGGCCAGGCGAGGGGCUCCUGUGCCAGUGACAGCCCCAGCCCUAGAGGAAGAUGAUGAGGUCCAGAUUACAUCUGUGUCAACAUCUGCACCCAGAUCAGUACCCCCUGUGCCACCCCCGCCUCCACCACCCACCUCGCUGUCCCAGCCCCCUCCUCUGCUGAGGCCACCUCUACCUACGGCUCCCACUCUGCUCCGCCAGCCACCCCCCUUGCAGCAGGGCCGCUUCCUGCAGCCCCGCCUCGCCCCCAACCAGCCCCCACCACCUCUCAUCCGCCCUGCCCUGGCUGCCUCUCGCCACAGUGCCCGACCUGGCCCUCAGCCUCCACCCACCCUGAUUGGACCCCCCUUGGAACCCCCAGCACCCUCACUCUGAGCUCUGGGCCUUCCACCACCCAGAGGCUCCUGAACCCCUUUGCUGGGUAUCUCUGGCAUCACUGAGGACAGAAGGGACUAGGGCUUUUGCCAGGUCUUUCAAAGACCCAGAGUUGCCAGUUGGCACAGCCUGGACCUGUGGGUUCUGCAUGUGUUCCUGGCAGCUGAGCUUGUCAACCCCCUAGCCAGGGGCUGGUGCUUGGGGCCUACAGGGACUGGAAUGGCUGCCUCCUUGCCUGCCUGCUGGGGGCUUGGCCUUUGAGCCAGCCCUUUUUGUGUAGGGGUAGUGACCUUAGCAUGGGGGAUGGGGGGAGAGGACAGUUGGGGUGAUGGCUGGCCUCACUCACCUUUUCCUCCUUUUAGCAAUAAGUCAGGUGCAGUGGGGAGGGGGAGUGGGACUGGCAGAGGCCUGGUGGGAAGAAUGUUGAGAAGCUGUGAGAGGGGCCCACUUUGCCCACCCCAGAAAAUCUUGGAGAAGGGGGGAGGGUUGGGAAGUUAUGCAGACAUGGGUUUAUUUUUCAACGUUUUUAAAAAAGAAAUAAAUGCAACCUCAAUGUA